This is a messenger RNA of Physcomitrium patens, 2391 nucleotides long. RefSeq names its product putative E3 ubiquitin-protein ligase LUL2. The record is from RefSeq and is a predicted model, not a curated record. NCBI's taxonomy places the organism in Eukaryota, Viridiplantae, Streptophyta, Bryopsida, Funariales, Funariaceae. Gene Ontology annotation, biological process: protein ubiquitination. Gene Ontology annotation, molecular function: ubiquitin protein ligase activity.
CAGAUCGUGCCCUGCUUCCUUGCGAGGUCAUUGCUCGAUCCGUCGCGUGCAGAUGCGCGUCGGAUUCUUGGGGGCAAUUGCUACCCAGUAGAAAACCCCGGGUGGAGGUUGUGGGUUUACAAUAUUGAGCAGUUUCGCUGUUGGGUUUGGAUGGGUUUGUUGGUAGUGCAGAAGUUGGGGUUUGGUGUGGCCUUGGGAGGUUGAGAAUUGCGGACGUGGGGACGGAGCGUGGCAAUUGAAGAUCAAUUGAGCGAGAGUGGUGGGGGACGCAGGAGUGUGAAUCAGGGAUUGCUUAGGGUUUUUAGGGUGGCGAAUUGGGUGGGAGCCGCGUUUAGAUGGAGUGGCGAGGGCGUGUGAGGUUAUGUUGACCUUUUGUGGCUUAUAGCAGUUUUUUUUUUUUUUUUUUUUUUUUUUUUUUUGUAAUUAGGGGAUUAGUUUUGGAGAGUGGAGUGCAAUUGGGAUUGACCAAAAGUUGGAAUGGAAGUGUGGGUGUAGGAAAUGACCAAGGAUUGAGUUGGAUUGUUAGCUUGCAUAGCGAGUAGAAUUGUAUUUCGGGGUGUGGGGGUGGCUGCCGUGCUAUGGGGAAUUCGUCAAGCAGUGGUCGGCGCAACAGCCAUAUUUUGUCCCAAAGCCCUGGCCAUCCGCCUCCACCUCGGAUGUAUCCUGCUCCGCAUAGGUACCCUGGUGGGCAUGCCCCGCCCCCAGGUCCUGGAAUGUAUCCACCUAAUGUUCGUUACUAUUCAUAUCAUCACUAUAAUGGUCUGAUACCGCCUUCACAAUUUUACUCACAAAAUUUUAUCCAAAGCAAUGGGCAAUUCAUGAUAAAUCUGCCUCCGCCGCAAUUGUAUAGUCAACCAGGUGGAAUGCCUUCACACCCUGUGUCUCAGCCUCCACGACCCUUGGAAGUUGUAGAGCAUCAGAGAGCUAGUACCAUCCAGAAUACUGUGAAUUUGAAGAAGGCUACACUCCGGCUGGAGAAAGACGAAGAAAAUCGCGGUUCUUAUUUGGUGUCUUUCUCCUUUGAUGCUACUGCUGCUGGAAGCAUAUGUAUCUUUUUCCUUGCAGAAGAGGGUGCAGACUGCAGCCUAUCACCAGUGAAGCCCGAUGCCUACACACCAUUGCGAUCUGAAUUUGAGAAAGGUCUGGGACAAAAGUUCAGGCAGGCUCCAGGAACAGGCGUCAAGUUUUCUAAGUUCGGUGAAAAAGAAUUGUUGAAAGGAGGAGAACACUACGUAUUUCCAUUAGUGAUCCGAAUGGAAACAUUGCCAAAGUCGCCCCCAGCUGAUGAGCCGCCGCGAGAAUCAUUGCCUCUUGGAGCUCCCCUACCAGACUGGGUGCACGCACAGAUCACACAAGCAACUAUUGAGAAGAAGGACGAUGAUUCAUACCAGGUGCGGGUGGUGAAGCAAAUUCUUUGGAUCUCUGGCCUCCGAUAUGAGCUACAAGAAAUCUAUGGAAUCGAUAACAGUGGAAUAGGUGGUAAUUUUGAUGGCACUGUUGCUGGGAAAGCAUGCGUCGUGUGUAUGUCAGAACCUCGGGAUACCACUGUUCUGCCUUGUCGACACAUGUGUAUGUGUAGUGAAUGCGCCAAGGUAUUGAGAUUCCAAACCAAUCGCUGCCCCGUUUGUCGUACCCCAGUGGAGAAAUUGUUAGAAAUAAAAGUGCCCAAGAGAGGUUCUGAGCUCGGUGGCGCUGCGGAAUCUAGUAGUUCACAAUCGGGUGCGGCAACUGCAAAGGACCUUAUUGGCGACUGUGACAAAGUGGAGCAUAUCGAUCCGAAGUCGAUACUGGUACAGGCCUCGGAUGGAACAAGUAAAAGCUGAGUGCAAGAAUAAGAUAAAGUUUUGGCCCAUCAUACAGAUUUGUAGGAAGGGUGAUGUUUGCGAUGUGUCUCAUGCAAGGACGGUGAUACCCCAUCCUUCCAUUUCUGAACCGGUGGUAGAUAUCAUAAGCUGGGAGGCGUUCCGGUGCGGUACCGUUUUUUUUCUUUAAUUGAUUCUUGAUAUCAAACGUCUUGAUAAAGAUCAUGGUCCCUCGUGAAGGGUGCCUGCUAGUUACUGUUUCAAGUUACAUAUUCUGUAAUAUACCCCGUAUCCUGAUGAACUUAGUGCUUUGAAGAGAUAAAUUAAGUAUUUGAGGUGCUUAUGCACAAUUUCUUUUGGAUUGGGGCAAGUACAACGGUUGAGAAUUAAUUUGUUCUUAGCUGCUCUAUUUGAUAUUUGUACUGCAACGCUACACUAGUUCUGAAUUUAUGAUUAGGGUCGUUGUAAUUCAACAUGAAAGGUUGGUUCGUGUGCAUUUAAGCGAUGCAUGAAGCCUCCCUGACGACCCGGAAACAGUUUCACCAUGACUGCUAUGAUUGACAGUAUAUGCGACACAUCUUCUCUUGAA